AUGUGUGGUUUAGCAGCAAUAUUUGGAAAGGCAGAUGGCGAUGCGUUGGAGCAAAUGCUGGACUCUAUCGUGCACCGUGGGAAGGACGAGCGUGGAAUCUACAUUGCGAGCGACGCCUCACUUGGUAUCCAACGCCUGAGUAUUAUGGGUAUCGAAGAUGGCUCUCAGCCUAUGACUCGUCCGUCGUCUGGCCUGAGCAUCGCAAUUUUGGACGUUUACGAGAAGCUCGGGCUUGAAGGUCUGCCUCUACUGGAUGGUAUUUUUGCUUUCGUCAUUUUCGACGAACAACGAAACGAGUGGGCAGCUGCCAGGGACUGUCACGGCGUGAAGCCAUUGUACUACCUCCAGACCGAAGAUACGUGGUAUCUUGCUUCCGAGAUCAAAGCCCUGACGACGACUCGGCAAGACGAAAGACUCAUUCGCGAAGUGCCUCCUGGUCACUAUCUCACUCGUAAAGAGCUACAGCGAUAUAACUUGGACUUCAGAGGCCCCAUGUCGGCGCCUCAACCCGCACUUUUACGCUCUCUCCUACAGGCGUCUGUCGAAAAGCAACUACAAGCCGAUCCAGGCCCGACGUCACAGGAUUCACCAUCGGGUCCGAUCACUCUCCUGACAUUGCUGCGGCCCGGCUGGUCGCAAAGCAUUUCGGCAUCCGUCUUAGAAUGUGGCCUGGAUGUCCACGAUCUUCAGCAGGAGAUUAUGGAGGCUGUCCGAGUUACGGAGUCCUACCGCGUCCCGACCGUCCUUCAGGGUCUGCUGACCAUGAAGCUGGCAAAAGCAGCAGCAGAAGAAGGCGUCAAAUUUAUCCUUUCGGGCGAAGGAGCGGAUGAGCUGUUCGCUGGCUACGGCUUCUUGCGUGAGAUUGAUGCUGUCUCGUUGCACAAAGCUCGACGAACGUUGUUGGCCAAUAUUGGAAAGACAGAGUGUAAGCGACUCGAUCGCGGAACCAUGGCAUAUUCUGUGGAGGCACGGGUGCCAUUUCUGGACGACCAUCUCGUCCAGUGGGCACUUGCACUCCCAGCAGACUGUCUCAUUCACCGUACAGAACAUGGACUGGUUGAGAGAUGGAUUCUUCGGGAGGCUUUCAAGGACCUUUUGCCAAGCUUUAUCACACAGCGGACGAAGCUUGCCUUCUAUCAUGGCAGCGGGAUCAUGCCAAUAGCCAAUCAAGCUAGUCAGUCAAUAGAUGAUGCUGCUUUCGAAAGCUACAAGCGAGAGCAUCCCAAUGCUCACAUUGAGGAUAAGAUCUCAAUGCUUCUACACAAUCACUGGCGGCACGAGUUUGGGGACGCUGGAGGUUUAGCCGGGUAUGACAUGUUCUGCUAUUAUCCGUUGAUGCAGGGCUUCUUCAAUCAGUCUCGGCUUACAACAGGGGGGACAGGGGAGAGUGAGGCUGAGGUCAAGGCUCUGGAUGAGACUCUCAAUCAGCUGUAA
This is a messenger RNA of Recurvomyces mirabilis, 1434 nucleotides long. RefSeq lists its product as uncharacterized. Gene Ontology annotation, molecular function: asparagine synthase (glutamine-hydrolyzing) activity. Lineage: Eukaryota; Fungi; Ascomycota; Dothideomycetes; Mycosphaerellales; Teratosphaeriaceae. The transcript is spliced from 3 exons. The record is from RefSeq and is a predicted model, not a curated record. The coding region runs from base 1 to 1434 and encodes 477 amino acids.